AUGGAUGGUCUGCAGCUGCUGACUGUGAAUGAACCUGGGGUCUGUCGUUAUGGAUCUAUGUCUGAUUGCUGCUAUGGCUGGAAAAGAAAUCACAAACAGCGCUGUGAAGCUAUCUGUGUAGAUGGAUGCAAAUAUGGUGAAUGUGUGUUGCCAGAUACAUGUAAGUGUUACCCUGGAUACACAGGGAAAACCUGCAACCAAGAUAUUAAUGAAUGUGGAUUAAAGCCAUAUGUUUGCAAACACAGAUGCAUGAACACUCAUGGAAGCUACAAAUGCUAUUGUUUAAAUGGGUACAUGCUCAUGCCAGAUGGCACCUGUGCCAAUUCCAAAACAUGCACUAUGGUGAAUUGCCAGUAUGGUUGUGAAGAAGUGAAAGAUGAUGUGCGAUGCUUGUGUCCGUCAAGUGGUCUUCAGUUAGCACCAAAUGGAAAAACCUGCAUAGAUAUUGAUGAAUGUGCCACUGGCAGAGCAGUUUGCUCUUUCAAUCGAAGAUGUAUCAACACAUUUGGAAGUUUUUAUUGCAAAUGCCAGAUUGGAUAUGAACUGAAACACCUGAAUGGCAGAUAUGACUGUGUAGAUAUAAAUGAAUGUAUAGCAAGUACACCAAAAUGUAAUUUACAUGCAGAAUGCCUGAACAUUAAAGGUUCCUUCAAGUGCAAAUGUAAACCGGGCUAUACAGGCAAUGGCUUUGAAUGCUCAGCUGCUCAUGAAAAUUCAGUGAAAGCAAUUCACAGGUUGUAUGGCAUUACCAAAGACAAAUUCAAGAAACUGUUUCUUCACAAGAAAAGUGCAAAAAAGCAUGAUGACAUAAAAAAUACAAUCCCAGCAUCUAAACCUCAUGUGAGUCCUUUAGACUAUGAAGAUGACUUGUAUCCAGAGGGUGCCUUCAGUAAAUGGGGGAAAAGCACUGAAGACAUAAGAAAAAACAGAAAAACAAUAGAACAAGAAAGUGUUGAAGAAGAAGGAGAAAUGGAACAUCUCAAAAACCAGACUGUCCAUGAGAAGAAACUGAGGGGAGAUGUAUUUUACAAAGAAGCUGCUGGUUUUGGCCCUCACAUAGCAUACAAAAAAAUUCCAGUCUCAAAAGAAAAUAUACAAGUUGUAGACUGCAGUUUUGGUCGAGGUUCUUGUGCUUGGCAACAAGAUGUGUAUGACGACUUUGAUUGGAAUCCUACAGAUCAUGAGUUUGGUGAUGGAUAUUACAUGACAGUUCCAGCCUUCAUAGGUCACAAGAGUGAUGUUGGGCGUAUGAAACUUCUUCUUACCCAUCUGGAGCCAAAGAGCAUUUAUUGUUUGAUGUUUAGUUAUCGACUUGCAGGAGAAAGGGUGGGAAAACUGCAAGUAUUCCUAGGCAACACUACUAGCAGUCCUUCCUGGGAACAGACUAUGGGAAAUGAUGAACAAUGGAGGAUUGGACAGGUUGAAGUAGACACAGGGGCUGAAACAGCUAUGAAUAUCACUUUUGAAGCAGAACGUGGGAAAGGUAAAACCGGAGAAAUUGCAAUUGAUGCCAUUCUACUGUUUUCUAAUUUAUGUUCUGAAGACCUCUUAAUGUUGCAUAUCUGAACAGAUUAUUUUAAUU
Messenger RNA from Notechis scutatus (mainland tiger snake), 1582 nucleotides. The record is from RefSeq and is a predicted model, not a curated record. NCBI's taxonomy places the organism in Eukaryota, Metazoa, Chordata, Lepidosauria, Squamata, Elapidae.